Serpula lacrymans var. lacrymans S7.9 is the source of this 1308-nucleotide messenger RNA. RefSeq lists its product as uncharacterized. Lineage: Eukaryota; Fungi; Basidiomycota; Agaricomycetes; Boletales; Serpulaceae. Gene Ontology annotation, molecular function: protein binding. The coding region runs from base 1 to 1308 and encodes 435 amino acids. The record is from RefSeq and is a predicted model, not a curated record. The transcript has 2 exons.
AUGCAGGUGGCCGACACCCCUAAUCCACCGAACUCACCAAGGCACGACGUUCGCCUGUUGAUUUUACCUCUCCUUGUAUUUCUUUCUAUGUGUUUAUUCGUCUUGUUACUGGUGAUUGCAUGUGUCGCGCUUUCUCGCCAUCGCCGAGGUGGCAUGCUCAAUCACUCCAGUGGCCCCAUUGAUUUGGGUAGAGAGGAAUUUGUAAACGGAGAGGGCGGUUUCGAAGGUCUUGAAUUUCGUUGGCUAGAGAGUGCCAUCGAAUCAGUGCGUAGGUCAUAUCUUAAAGCUAAAGUUUACCAACUCCAGCAUCCACCCAACUCUCAUCCAACCGAUAUAACCUUAUCCCAAUUCCUGUAUAUUCAGGAAAAGGGCGUCUCAGCGUGGUGUUUCGAGCCUGAUUGUGACACCAUCAAUUAUUUGCUGGUUCACGCGCGGACCGAGAUUACUUUCCUUCCCGACCCUGCCUCGUCUUCUUGCGUGCAAUCCAAUCUCCCUCUGCCCAAGUUAAACGAAGUCUAUUAUUGGGAAGUCAAGAUGUUUGAUCUCCCCGACUCCACAGCUGUAGCCAUAGGCCUGGCAACAAAACCUUACCCUACCUUUCGUUUACCGGGAGUCAAUCGCUACUCAAUUGCAUAUCAUUCGAAUGGGAAUAAAUCUUAUAACUAUCCCUUCACUACGUCAUCAUUUGGACCAAUAUUGAGAGAAGGAGAUGUACUUGGUGUUGGAUAUCGUCCUCGCACUGGUAUCAUUUUCUUCACUCGCAACGGAAGAAAGUUGGAGGAUGCCUUCGUCGGCUUCAGUAAAUGGAAUUUAUUUCCUACGAUAGGCGCUGAUGGUCCCUGCAGCGUACAUGUUAAUUUUGGACAAGCCGGAUUCGUAUUCAUCGAAGCCAACGUCAAAAAAUGGGGCUUGGCCCCUUGCGCGGGAACCCUUGCACCCCCCCCUGCCUAUGGCAGCGAACGAGGUAGUAUCCUAUUGGAUGUUGGAAGAGAGCUGCAUGCAUCUGUAUCAAACACUCCGAGUGAACUAUCCACCACAACCAGAUUCUUGCAGCAAGUGCGACGACCCAAGAGAGGAACACGCAUUGCACCAGCUUGGCAUAUCAGAAAUCACAUGGAUCUCACAUCUACAUCAACUGCAUCAACGACAACCGCUAUCGAAGAUGGAGUUGGUCAGGUUGUUAGUACUCCAAACAGAGUUAUUUCCGUUUCCCCAGCAGACACUAGACCCAUUAUUCCAGAAGGUGACUUUGUCUAUUCUGAGACCGAGUUGUCGCGACGGAUAUUAUUAUCAGGUUGUGUCACUUAA